Messenger RNA from Cotesia congregata, 336 nucleotides. The record is from the annotation of a GenBank genome assembly. Lineage: Eukaryota; Metazoa; Arthropoda; Insecta; Hymenoptera; Braconidae.
AUGUUUACAGCUCUGAUAUUUAUCUUGGCUAUUGCUAUUUUCUUUCUUGAAAAUAUCGUUAGCAGGUUGAGGCUCCCCAGGCUAUUAAUGCCGGAAAAUUUCGAAUUACAAGACAGAACUCGGAUGACCGACGAGAAUAUUAAUAUUAUCGAUGAGCAAAUAUGUUUUAUAGUUUUACGUUAUACCUAUGAAGCGGGUUGUAAAUCCGGAGGCACUGGUAGUGCCUCAGCCAAGUACAUGUUUAUUUAUAUUAUACUGUUCUCCCUGUUCUUGAUAGGAGUAGUAGCUAAGAUCCGAGAAUGCUCGAAGGCCUGCGAGCCUACCCGAAGCAUCUAG